Messenger RNA from Chaetomium fimeti, 873 nucleotides. RefSeq names its product glycosyl hydrolase family 61-domain-containing protein. The transcript has 2 exons. The coding region runs from base 1 to 873 and encodes 290 amino acids. NCBI's taxonomy places the organism in Eukaryota, Fungi, Ascomycota, Sordariomycetes, Sordariales, Chaetomiaceae. The record is from RefSeq and is a predicted model, not a curated record.
AUGCCUUCUUACACCUCCAAGACUCUCCUUUCCGCCCUCGCGGGUGCGGUGUCCGUUGCCGCCCACGGCCAUGUCAAGAACAUCGUCGUCAACGGCGUCUCGUACGAGGGCUUCGACCCUACCAGCUUCCCCUACAACCCGAACCCGCCAACGGUUGUUGGCUGGACCGCCGGCAACUCGGACAACGGUUUUGUCGCCCCCGAUGCCUUCGCCAACGGCGACAUCAUCUGCCACAAGUCCGCUACCAACGCUGGUGGCCACGCCGUUGUUGCCGCCGGCGACUCCAUCUUCAUCCAGUGGGACACCUGGCCCGAGUCCCACCACGGUCCCGUCAUCGACUACCUCGCCAGCUGCGGUGACGCCGGCUGCGAGACCGUCGACAAGACCAGCCUCGAGUUCUUCAAGGUCGCCGAGGCCGGCCUGAUUGACGGCACCAACGCCCCCGGCUUCUGGGCUUCUGACCAGCUGAUUGCCAACAACAACUCCUGGAUGGUCCAGAUCCCGGCCGGCAUCGCCCCCGGCAACUACGUCCUCCGCCACGAGAUCAUCGCCCUGCACAGCGGCGGCCAGGCCAACGGCGCCCAGAACUACCCGCAGUGCUUCAACCUGCAGUCCUCCUCGGCCAUCACCGGCUCCGCCACCGCCGAGACGGGCUCCGCCACCGCUCCCCCCGCCGGCGACGCUACUCCCCCGCCUGCUGCCACCACCACCGCCGCCGGCUCCGACUCCGGUGCCACCGACGCCCCCUCUACUCCCGAGCCCACCCCCUCCACCACCACCUCGGCCGGCGGCAACGCCCCGAGCCCCACCCGCUGCCCUGGCCUGGCCAAGAGGCGCCGCCACGCCCGCGAUGUCCGCGCCAAGAAGAACUAA